Messenger RNA from Blumeria graminis f. sp. triticale, 4458 nucleotides. The record is from the annotation of a GenBank genome assembly. Lineage: Eukaryota; Fungi; Ascomycota; Leotiomycetes; Helotiales; Erysiphaceae.
AUGCCAUCACCGAUUAUUACGCCACCCAAAUUUAAUAUUGUCCAGAAACCUCAAUCACAGCCAAACAAGAAAGGGCCGUUAGCUACAGCAAAACCAAAACCAAAAACAACUCCGGUGCCAAACCCGUUAUUAAAGCAGAAAAAUGUAGCCUCUCAGAUUUCCACUGCCAAUGUGUUUAAACAAACUCAUUUCUGGCAGAAAUGGGACAGCAUUAUUGUUGAACUAACUAUGAUACCCCACGAUGAAACAACUUUCAAUCUGUGGAGAAACUUUGAGAAGUUCGGCUAUAUCUCAUACUUGGAAAUCUUCGAGACCGUGGGAAAGAGGCCUCGAAGAGGGAAGAUUAGGUUUUCCCCUCCUCCAGCCAAACCGUUCUGGCCUAUCCAAGCCAAACGGUGUCUGAUUGACUGCACUUCUGAAGAUGAAUUGCGACGCUAUCAAAUUGAAGUUGAACCUAAGUUGAGAGACCCUUUUAAGAUACAAAGUCCAAUUAACAAAGAUCUCUCUUACGAUCCUAUUAUGAGACUCAAUGCACACAGUCUGCAUUUUGGAAUUAUGAUUAAGCCCGGAUUUGUGAUGAGUCUUGCCACAGUAAAAGAUGAUCUGACUCUCACGCUUGAUCUUCGUAGACGUCAGAUCACAGUUAACUUUAGUCUAAAAUUUCGAGACCCACGACAUGAUGGAAAGCCAUUAGUCUCCAUAACCAAAGUAGGAACAUAUGAUCGUAUAAACAAAUAUAUGUUUCGUAUCCCUUUUGGUCAAUUGAAAACUAUCCAGAGAUCAAAAUAUGACUCCUUAUCAGACUUACUCCUCAUAAGUCUCGACUGCCCGCCACAAUUUUUUCGUAAGAGGGAGGACAAGAGAAUGGGUCACUUUUCGGACAACUUAAGGUGGGAUGAAUUCGACACAUGGUUUCGGCAAACAGAUAUUAUGUAUGACCCAUACCCUUUGCACAAGCAAAAAAUUGCUCUCCACAAAGACACUCCGGAUAUCGACAUUGGACGCUGGACAACAUAUGUAUUCCGAGCUGAAAAACCAAGCGAACGCAUGAAGCAGGCCCUAAGUGACUUCAAUAUCGGUAUUACUGAUAUCGAAAGCCUGGGCUAUAUAGAGCCACGCAAGGCCGACUUGUGGUCCAUCAUCGAUUCGCCAAACUACUCAAUCAGCUCUCUAGAUUUAAGCACUCUCAAUGAAGGGAGUAAUGGUAUCGUAUAUUUACCGUUCGAGGUCCGCUAUCAACUAGAGGUUUGUAUUUCAAGGGAAAUUCUCAACGAGCACAAUAUCACCAGAAAAUUCAUACAAACCCUCGCUAAACUGGCUUCAGAAAAUCUACUCAAAGCACGGAGUAUCCUCGAGUACGUUGCCUCAAAUGAUGAGCGUGUCUAUGAUCCUAUGUCAAUAUUCGCGGAUCGUGAGGCUAUGGCAUUCACUGCAGAGACAGAAAUUCCUCACUAUUGUGCUUUUGUCAGAAAGGCCACGAUUACUCCCACUACUAUUUACUUCAGCUCUCCAACCGUAGAGACUACCAACAGAGUGCUACGUCACUAUUCUCGGGAAAAUACAGAUGGUCGCUUUCUGAGGGUUCAAUUUACAGACGAAUUAUCUCAUGGACGAAUUAAUCCUUGUGCUGACAAGUCCAAAGAUGAUGAACUAUUUACUCGCGUCUACCGCACUUUAUAUAACGGUAUUCAGAUUGGCGAUAGAACGUUUGAAUUCCUCGCUUUUGGCGGAUCUCAGUUUCGCGAGAACGGGGCCUACUUUUUCUGUCCAACCGAACAUUUGUCUUGCAACGAUAUCCGACAAUGGAUGGGGAACUUUUCUCAUAUUCCAGUUGUAGCAAAAUAUGCUGCUCGUCUCGGGCAAUGUUUCUCUACCACGAGGGCGAUUAACGGACUUUCAAAACCAGAUAUUGUCCUCGUACCAGAUAUUGAAAGAGAAUAUCAAGAUGGCACCGAAACUACAACUUACUGUUUCACCGAUGGUGUCGGGAAAAUCAGUCCCUUUCUAGCUCAAAUGAUUAUGGUAGAAUUAGGUUUACGCACAAAAACUCCACCUUCUGCAUUUCAAUUUCGUUUAGGAGGCUGUAAAGGUAUCCUAGUCGUGUGGCCGGACGCCAAGGAUAAGGAAGUUCAUAUCCGUAAGAGUCAGCAGAAGUUUACUGCCGUUUAUAACGGUCUUGAAAUCAUAAGAUGCUCAAGAUUUUCUAUUGCAACGUUAAAUCGACAGACUAUCACCAUUCUAUCCGCUCUGGGAGUUAAAGAUGAUAUUUUCUUGCAAAUGCUUUCGGAUCAACUUGAAGGCUAUCAAAACGCUAUGAAUGAUGAUGAGCUCGCUGUGAAUCUUCUGUUACGGUACAUCGAUGACAAUCACAUGACAAUAAAUCUUGCGGCAAUGAUUCGAAAUGGCUUCAUGGCUCAAAAAGAUCCUUUUGUGCUCUCUUUACUACAUCUUUGGCGAGCCUGGUCUAUUAAACUCCUGAAAGAAAAGGCUAGAAUCGUCGUAGAAAAUGGAGCAUUCUUGUUUGGAUGCGUUGAUGAGACUGGUACUUUGAAGGGAUAUACUAAGCCCACUACCCCAAAUGGGCAAACUCCAGACGAAAAUGACCUUCCCGAAAUAUUUAUACAAAUAACUGAUAAGAACGAACCAGAUCAGUUCAAAGUUAUCGUUGGAGUUUGUCUGAUUGGGCGUAACCCAUCACUACAUCCUGGUGAUCUUCGAGUUGUAAGAGCCGUUGACGUUCCUCAACUACGUCACCUUCGAGAUGUUGUCGUAUUUCCAUCUACCGGUGAACGUGAUAUUGCGAGCAUGUGUUCUGGUGGGGAUUUAGAUGGAGAUGAUUACUUUGUUAUUUGGGAUGAAAAAUUAAAGCCAAAGGAGUGGAAUGUAGAGCCUAUGAACUACUCUGCGCCAGAACCCAAGAGACUAAAUCGACCCGUCCAAAUCACUGACUUGAUGAAAUUUUUCGUUCGUUACAUGAAGAAUGAUGCAUUGCGCACUAUAGCCCCAGCACAUCUUGCAAACUCUGAUUAUCUUAACGACAGUGUGAAAGAUCCUAUAUGUUUAGAAUUAGCUGCCCUACACUCCAAGGCUGUCGACUAUGUAAAGAGCGGCGAAGCAGCGCAGAUGCUUCCUCGUCUUCGGCCCAAAAAGUGGCCUCAUUUUAUGGAAAGGACUCACAAACCUAAAGAAUUCCAGUAUCACUCAAAAAAGAUUCUCGGUAAGCUUUAUGAUAGUGUCGAAAAAGUCAAUUUUGUUCCUCAGUGGAAGACAUCAUUUGACCAGCGAAUCCUACGGCGCUAUGAUUUGAGUACCGAAAUUUUGAAGGCCGCUAAGGAUGUUAAAUCUCAGUAUGAUCUUGGUAUGCGGAAAAUUAUGAACCAGCAAGACAUAGGUACUGAAUUUGAAAUCUGGUCAACAUUUGUGCUUUCGAAACCUCGUGUAGGUAGUGACUACAAGCUACAAGAGGUAAUUGCAGCGCUAUCAGACUCUUUAAAAGACCAAUUCAGAGCGGUCUGUAUUGAAAAGGCUGGGGGUAAGGACUUCGAUAUUUUGGGUCCAUUUGUGGCCGCUAUGUACCAGGUGACAAAAGACGAGCUCGACGUUGCCUUGGAAGAAUGUCAAUCAACUCGCAUUGUAGGAGAUAGAGAAGUUCCUCUUCGAAGAAUGGAGCCGAUGCAGAUGCCAUUGAUCAGUUUUCCGUGGCUUUUCGAGAAAGAAUUGGGUCGCAUCGCCACUGGUAUCGGUAACUUAGACAACUUAGAACAUCACGGCCUUGACCUACUUGUCAUACGUGAGCCAGGUCAACGAAAGAGAGAUGGAACUAAACAUAUCAACAGUUUCGAAGAAGAUAUAGUUCUGAACGAAAAGGGAGAUGUUGUCCAUCGCGGUGAAAUUCUUGAUCUAUUCCAACAGAAUGACUCGGAAGAAUUUGAAGGGCCCAAUCAAAAUGAACUAGAGGAAGAAGAAGAUUUUUUGGCUAGCAAUUUGCCGAUACAAGGAGUCUCAGACUUUACAGAGUCCGAAUUGAAUAAGAAUCACUUGCUCGGUGAUACUGGAGUGGAGGAUGUGGUUCCCCAAACAGCUCUUGAUGGACUUAUUCUACAAGAUCCUCCGGGUCCGCUUCAUAAUCUUGAAUCGCAGAAAUUACAAUCUUUCACCGACCAUGAAGGCCCUAAAGACUUCAACGACAAACCUCACUCCUCAUCUUUAUCGGAUGGCCUAUCAGUUGUCAGUUCUCCAGCUUCAGAUAUUACAAGCCCAAGUUGCGAAGAAACAAACGAAGAUGCCAUACAAUCUGAACUUAAAUCACCUAGGAUUAAUGAUGAUGACAACACAAAUAAAGAAGAGAUCCUAACUAGACCCUCAAAUACAACUGCUGUUGAUCGACUUAUGAAUAUGUUUGGCGACAGUGAAAGCGAAUCUGAAUCUGACAAAGAUGUCGACGCAGAGUCUAAAUAA